UAAGCUAAAAAGCCAGCAACAAAACAAAUAAACGGGGGAAGGAAAGAAGAGGCGGCUUAAACAGAAUGACGACCCAGCGAUCGGUGUUUGACGCGGCGGAGCUAAGGGCCCAAUUUACCGAUGCCGGAAUCAACACUAAAUUCAUUGCUUCCAUUUGGAAGUACGUGUUACAAAACCCUGGGUGCGAGUUUGAGGAAAUUCCUGAUUUGCCCUCCUCUGCUUACCUCCUUCUUCGCUCCAAGUUCAAGCCCCUCACUUCCACCGUUAACUCCGUUUUCCACUCCACCGACGGCGUCACCACCAAGCUACUUAUCAGACUCCAGAACGGAGCUUUUGUAGAGGCAGUGAUUAUGACAUAUGAUACCCGUUUAGGUAAAUAUGGAGGGAAACCUCGUCUUGGCGGUCCUAGGUCAACAUUGUGCAUUUCUUCCCAGGUUGGAUGCAAAAUGGGUUGCAAAUUUUGUGCAACUGGAACUAUGGGAUUUAAGAACAAUUUAAAAUCGGGUGAAAUCGUGGAGCAAUUGGUUCAUGCUUUGCGCUUGACUAACAUACGUAAUGUUGUUUUCAUGGGAAUGGGAGAACCAUUGAAUAACUAUACUGCCUUGGUAGAGGCUAUUAAUGUCAUGACAGGAUCGCCAUUUCAGCUUUCACCAAAGAGAAUCACAGUAUCAACGGUUGGGAUUAUUCAUGCUAUCAACAAGCUUCAUAGUGAUCUACCGGGCUUGAACCUAGCAGUAUCAUUGCACGCGCCAGUCCAAGAGAUCCGUUGUCAAAUAAUGCCUUCAGCAAGAGCUUUUCCUUUGGAAAAACUAAUGACAGCACUGCAAACAUAUCAAAAGAACAGUCAGCAAAAAAUAUUCAUAGAGUACAUCAUGCUUGAUGGGAUGAAUGAUGAAGAGCAGCAUGCACAUCAGCUUGGUAAAUUGCUGGAAACUUUUGAAGUGGUUGUAAAUUUGAUACCAUUUAAUCCAAUUGGUAGCUCAAGUCAAUUCAGAACCAGCAGUGAGCAGAGAGUAUCAGAAUUCCAAAAAGUUCUUAGGGGUACUUAUAACAUCAGGACAACGAUUCGUAAGCAAAUGGGCCAGGAUAUAAGUGGUGCAUGUGGUCAGCUGGUCGUGAAUUUACCUGAUAAGAGAACUCGUGAAAAUACAGGUCUCGUAACCGACAUCGAAGAUCUCCGCAUUUGAUGUUCCGUUUCCCUUUAAGUCAGGCAUUGAUCUUAGAUUCUGUCCCUCAAGAUUUCACUGCAUCUACAUUUAAUUUGCGGUGAAUUAUGGUCUGAAAGGCGAGUUUAUCGAUCGUUCAUGCCGUGACUUUGGGGUAACCAUAUCCGGAUGGAGCUACUGCAAGGAGGGGGUUAAUUAUCGUGGCGAUAUCAAAGGUUUAAAUACAUAUCAAUUAGCAUGUCGUAUGUUAAAGUGUGGAAGUUUAGAUGUGAAACAAUUCUCUCUCUAUAUUUGUGUUGCUUUUUAAAAGAAGGUAGUGAAUUUUACUUC
Hibiscus syriacus is the source of this 1496-nucleotide messenger RNA. Its product is annotated as dual-specificity RNA methyltransferase RlmN-like. NCBI's taxonomy places the organism in Eukaryota, Viridiplantae, Streptophyta, Magnoliopsida, Malvales, Malvaceae. Gene Ontology annotation, biological process: rRNA base methylation; tRNA methylation. The record is from RefSeq and is a predicted model, not a curated record. Bases 66 to 1187 code for a protein of 373 amino acids. Gene Ontology annotation, molecular function: RNA methyltransferase activity; iron-sulfur cluster binding. The transcript is spliced from 9 exons.